Penaeus chinensis is the source of this 2032-nucleotide messenger RNA. Its product is annotated as lactosylceramide 4-alpha-galactosyltransferase-like. Bases 198 to 1298 code for a protein of 366 amino acids. The transcript is spliced from 8 exons. Lineage: Eukaryota; Metazoa; Arthropoda; Malacostraca; Decapoda; Penaeidae. Gene Ontology annotation, molecular function: hexosyltransferase activity. Gene Ontology annotation, biological process: glycosphingolipid biosynthetic process. The record is from RefSeq and is a predicted model, not a curated record.
UGGUUUACCCGCCACAUCCAGCUAUCACAAGGGCUGCCGUGAUACUGAUUUCCCCCCUCUCCCCCUCCCCCCUGUAGAUCUAAGAGGGAGGGAUUCGCCAGGUGCACAGAGAGGAGUAAAACCCAUUCACCCACAGGUGGCUAAAAAGCCCAAAGAUUCUUGUUAUUCUUGCUUUCUUCACACUGGCUGCGAUUGUCAUGUUGGAUAAAAACGAAUUCAUAUUAAAGUUCAAGGAUCAAUAUAUCAACAAUAUCGAUCGUGAUGCCUCGGAGGAAUAUGCAGAUGGAGGUUUGGAUUCUCAAGAUAACAAAACUCAGACACAAGCACCAGAGAUCAGCAUAGAAUGGUGGCAAAAAGAGUUAUGUAAGCCAGAGGUUCUGCAACUUCAACCUAGCACGACAUAUUUGAGAUUACCAAUGCUUGGCAGAGAUAUCACACCCAGCCCGAACGACUACAAUAUAUUCUUGGGAGAAACAGCAUGCAAUCACCAACCACUGUAUAGAGCAUACUGUUCUGUCGAAAGCUAUGCACACGAGAAUCCAACAGCGAAGGUCUGGUUCCACACAACGUCCCCGCUGAUCGACAACGGAGAUGGUCUCAUCACGAAACUCGAGGAGGCCUACGAUAACUUGAAAGUUGUAGGCAGUGACCUCACCAAGAUUUUCAGUGGAACUCCAUGCGAGAAAGUGUUCAUGGCAGGGGAAUGGGCACACAAUACGCCUUGGCCUGCGAACAACGUAUCCAACUUGUUGAGAAACGUGGUGCUGUGGCUGUGGGGAGGCUUAAACAGCGACACCGACUGCAUCUGCGUGAGGAACCUUACCCACGUACGGAACAUGGCUUCUUAUGACGAACAGGACAAAGUGGUCAAUAACGCCAUCAUGCACUUCGACGCAGGACACCCCUUCACCUAUGAACUUAUGGAAUAUCUGAAGAAGAAUUUUAAGGUAGCCACAUGGGUGGUCAAUGGCCCCGGGGCAGCAACAGCCAUAGCCAAGAAAAUGUGUGGAACAGAGGAUCUGAACGAAGUCUAUCUCAAUCACUGUUCAAACGUGACGCUGAGACCUCUGAGGGAAAUGCAGCUCUUCCGGUGGCCUUACUGGAACAACUAUUUCAAGGACAAUCAAGGGGAACACUUCGCGGAGGAGCACCAAGAUGCCUACAUCGUACAUUUGUAUAACAAGCUUAGUAAAAAAACGGCAGUCCCAAUAGGAAACAAAGGCAUCUAUGACGAGAUUGCCAGAGCUCACUGCCCUGUCACCUAUGAAGCUGCUAAACGGAGAACCAACUUUUUCUAAGCCGCUCUGGUGUUUGUUUUUCAGUGUCAUGUUGGUAGAUUUAUAUAUAUCUGAUUUCUUUGACAUUUAGAUAAACUUCAUUGAUGAAGAAUCUCUCUUUUUUUUUAAGGUGCUUGUUAACUUCUAAAGAGAGGCCUGAGCCUGAGCCACUGUAAAAGGACUAAAGCCAACAUAUAUAUGAUAUUCAGACAUAAGUACGCCGAUAAACACAUAGCACAGUUGCAUAUAUGUAAAAAUGAAUAAUCAGGUGGUUCCUUUUACAUAACUGAACCUAUUACUAUUUUCCUUAUAGUUCACAUUGAUAUAGUCCAUAGUGUAUAUUUCUCAUAGUAUUGCAUUUAUGACAGUGAUAAUUUUUGUUGUAUAAAACAUAAUAAAAGUACUAAAGCAUAGGAAAAUGAAUUAUGUUAUGGUAAGAUCGUAAGGCGUUACAAUGGACUAUAGGCACUACAAAAGUCUACAGAAUCUAUUCAUUUGGCAUUUUCCUCAAUAAGGCAGUUACUAUGUUAAUACUGAUUUAUGUUGGGCCUUCUGCAUGGCGACUAAUUGUUGAUUUUUCAUCUGUGUGUCACUGUACAACAUAGAUUAGCGUUAGAUAAGAAAAAGGCCACACACGCACAUCCAGACAUAUAUAACUAUGUGUGUUUGUGUGUGUGUUUGUGUCUAUGUAUAGAUAGAUAGCUAAACAUACAUACAUGCAUAUAUAAACACACACACACACACACACACACACA